Molecule: messenger RNA, 770 nt
Organism: Elephantulus edwardii (Cape elephant shrew)
Lineage: Eukaryota; Metazoa; Chordata; Mammalia; Macroscelidea; Macroscelididae
Gene: MRPL47
Product: mitochondrial ribosomal protein L47
Exons: 7
Coding region: 1-753 (250 amino acids)
Biological process (GO): mitochondrial translation
Cellular component (GO): mitochondrial ribosome; mitochondrial large ribosomal subunit
Molecular function (GO): structural constituent of ribosome
Source: RefSeq, a predicted model, not a curated record
AUGGCUGCGUCCUGUUUGGCAGCUGUUUGCCGAAGAGUUUUAGCCAACAUCAAAACUUCCACAGCAUUAAUAUCCUCUCAGACCCUUACUAGUCCAAGUUGCAGGUUUGCAGUUGGUAUUUUUCCUAAAAAUGCAUCAAAUACAUCUUUUAACCAGUGUAGAUUACUUCAUACUACGUUGUCAAGAAAAGGACUAGAAGAAUUUUUUGAUGACCCAAAGAAUUGGGGAGAAGAAAAAGUAAAAUCUGGAGCUUCCUGGACAUGUCAGCAGUUAAGGAACAAAAGUAAUGAAGAUUUACAUAAACUCUGGUAUGUUCUGCUGAAAGAAAGAAACAUGCUCCUAACACUAGAACAGGAGGCCAAGAGGCAGAGUUUACCAAUGCCAAGUCCAGAGAGGUUAGAAAAGGUAGUAGAUUCCAUGGAUGCAUUAGAUAAAGUUGUCCAGGAAAGAGAAGAUGCUCUAAGGCUUCUUCAGACUGGCCAAGAAAAAGCUAGACCCGGUGCUUGGAGAAGAGACAUUUUUGGAAGAAUCAUCUGGCACAAGUUUAAGCCGUGGCCUAUACCCUGGUACCUGAAUAAAAGAUACAAUCGGAAACGAUUCUUCGCAAUGCCCUAUGUGGAUAGUUUUGUCAGACUGAGAAUUGAGAAAGAAGCCCGUGCUGCAGCAAGGAAGAAAAAUUUAAUGAGAAAGAAAGAAAAAUUUCUUAAGGAAAAGUUUCCACCUCCUGCAGCCCAAAAAUCAAGUGUUGCUUAAGAUGUCUGAACUCUUAA